This is a messenger RNA of Drosophila obscura, 3495 nucleotides long. Its product is annotated as myotubularin-related protein 10-B. NCBI's taxonomy places the organism in Eukaryota, Metazoa, Arthropoda, Insecta, Diptera, Drosophilidae. The coding region runs from base 470 to 2968 and encodes 832 amino acids. The transcript is spliced from 2 exons. The record is from RefSeq and is a predicted model, not a curated record.
GUCCCACUAUCCUAAAGUGCAUUAGGUAUGAGUGUCAUGCGUGUGUGCGCUUGUGUGUGUGUGUGCGUACGUGUUAGUAGCGUGCAAUUGUAGCGACAACGAAAAUAAACGAAUAAAUAAAUGCAUAUUAAAGACGUAUCUUAUGUGCAUAUGAGUACAGCAUCUAUCGGAAAGAUGACCAGCUAAUUGAUAAAGGUAUAGCACACUCCCACACCCACACCGUCACCCAAACCGAUCGCUGGAAACGAGAAACACCUAGAGCGGCCGCACACACACAUCGAAGAGCUGGUGGUGGUAAUCGGAACGGAAGAGAGCUGAGUGCUGAGUAGCGGUAAAAAUUCGAAAUCCGGAACGGAACGAGGCCCAGACAGACAGGAAAUAACAAGUAAUUGAAUAUUCAAGAGACGUGCCGUGCCGUGGGCCAGCAGCAACCACCACAGCAACAAUUGCCAGGGCAGCAAAUUGGACGAUGGCCACUGGCGGCGGCAGCAGCGAGAUGCCAGACCAUCGGAAGCGGAACACCUUCACCAGCUAUGUGGCCCCAUUGCCGGGCGAUAUGCGCGCCACGGCGGACACGAACGAAUGGUGCCUGCCCAGCGACCUUAGGGACGUGCAUCUGGCCCGGCCCCGGCUGCUGCAGGGCGAACAGAUUGUGGCCUCGGCCCCUGCAUACAUGUACUCGCCCAUCGACCCCAUGGACAGUGGCAGUGGCAGCAACAGUGGUGGUGGUGGUGGUGGUGCCAACUGCGAGUCCAAUCCGCCGCAUAAGGAGGCCACCUUCGGACUGCUGAGCGUGACCAACUUCAAGUUAGCCUUUGUGCCUUUACAUGCCAGACGACCGACGGCAGUGGCGCCCCUGUGCGACCUGUAUCAGGAGAACCUCUAUCUGGGGCGGAACGAUGUGACGCUGAACAACAUCGACCAGAUCUACACCAUCGCGGAGCUGGGCAGGGCGGCCAGUGCGCUGCAGGCGGCGCGCAUGGCUAGCAACAGCAGCCGCCGGAAGAAGCUGGAGCCCUUCAAGCAGCAGACGAUCAAUGGACGGAUUGCCGCGUUGCACAUCAUCUGCAAGAACUUUCGGCUGCUCAAGUUCGCCUUCCAGCAGCAGGACUCCAAGCUGAGCGGAGUCAGCGAUCACGGCAAGCUGAUAGCAUCGGCCUUGGUGCGCUUCGCAUAUCCGAUGCGGCACGAUCUGAGCUUUGCGUAUGCCUACCGUGAGCCGUACUAUUCCACACUGGGCGCCUCGGGAGUCAGCAUGUACGCGACAAAGAACGACUGGGCGCGGGAGCUGAUCCGCUGCGGUGCCACUGAGUGGCAGGUGGUGAGUAGCAGCAGUGUCCAGCUGCUGCAGAAUCCCCUGCAGGCGGGCAAGUACUCCGUGCCGCCGCACUUUGUUAUACCCAAGUGCUGCAGCGUCGAGCGUUUCCUGGACCUGUCGCGUGCCUUCUGCGACUCCCGGGCCGCCUUCUGGGUGUACAGCUACGGCAGCAGUGCCGCCUCCCUGGUGCGCCUGGCCGAGCUGCAGCCAGCGGCCCAGCAGGACACCAAGGUGGAGAACAUCAUGCUGGAGCUGGUGCGCAAGUGUGACGAGCGUAAGCAGCUGAAGCUGCUGCAGCUAACGGAUCGUCUGCCCAGCACACAGGACGUCCUGCGGGCCUACCAGAAGCUGAGGCGCCUCUGCACGCCGGAGACGCCCGAGAAGUUCAUGCUGCAGGACGACAAGUACCUGGGGCUGCUGGAGAAGACCAACUGGCUGUUCUAUGUCUCUCUGUGUCUGCGCUUCUCCAGCGAGGCGGCGGCCACCCUGCGCUCUUCCAUCACUUGUGUUCUCCAGGAGUCCAACGGCCGGGACCUGUGCUGUGUGAUCAGCAGCCUGACCCAGCUGCUACUCGAUCCGCACUUCCGCAGCAUCGAUGGCUUCCAGUCGCUGGUGCAGAAGGAGUGGAUCGCCCUCGAGCAUCCCUUCCAGCGUCGGCUCGGACAUGUCUACGCGGCGACCAAUGGCGGCGAGCAUGUCCUCGAGAGCGAACAGAGCCCCGUCUUUCUGCUCUUCCUCGACUGCGUGUGGCAGCUGCUGCAGCAGUUCCCAGACGAGUUCGAGUUCUCGCAGACAUAUCUGACGACCCUGUGGGACGCCUGCUUCAUGCCCAUUUUCGACACGUUCCAGUUCGACAACCAGGUGCAGCGGGCGCGUGCCGUCAAGGAUUCGCCGCUGGUCUUGCGUCCCGUCUGGGACUGGAGCGAGCAGUUCACCGACAAGGACAAGAUGUUCUUCAGUAAUCCGCUCUACCAGCGUCAGAGGAACGAGACAAUGUCGCACUCAUCUUCGGCGGGCCUUCAGAAUCGACGCUCCCUGGCUGUGGGCCAGAAGGGAUUGGCUGCAUCGACGCCGUCGCGCAACACCAUCAAUCCGCAGCUGUUUGCAACGCAUUCAUCGGUGCCGCAGGACCGGUACCUGAUGCCGGCGCACCGUAUCUUCGAUCUGGCCGUGUGGGAUCAGUGCUACUUUCGGUGGCUGCCCGUCCUCGACAUCCGAGGCGGCGGCCAGGCCCAGGUUGAUCUCUUCCAUCGCCUGCUGCUUGGCAACAUUGCCAAGGUGCAGCGUUGCCUGGAGCUCCAGAGCUUCGACGAUCUGCCCGAUGCCUAUUACGAGGCCACCGGGGAGCAGAGGCCCAAUCAACAGCAGACCAGCACCCAAGGCGGUGGUGCGCCAGAUUUUGACCAUGAUGGAGAGCCCAUUGAGUACGUGGACGGGGUGGAGAGGCGACGCAAACCGAAGGCUGCCACACCGACGAACAGCCUCAACUCGGUCGGGGGCUCCUUGCAGCUAUCGACGCUCUCCUCGUUCUUCCCGUUCGGCAAUCCGAUUGCCGGAGAUGCGCCCCACCAGCUCUACGACAUUCUGAGCAGCAGCACGGAACUCUUGCUGGACACCUCGUCCAUUCUGGACAGGUCGUCGAUUGUGUGAGCGGCCAGCCGUCUGCUUAACCCUUGUGCGGGCACCGUACUCCUCCACUCACGCACAACCCCCCCAAUCGCAGCCGCAUUUGUAGGCAGGCAACUAAGAGCAGAACGGACUUUGGAUCGGAUCCUAAUCCAUAUAACCUACCCCUCCCACCCCUCCCCUCCACUGAUGUAUACAUUGUUCCAAUCCGCUGUUUACUUUCAAAGCUGAACUUUAGAAGUAUUAAACACAAAAACCACUAACAAGAAACUAACUUUUUUACAUAUGGCAUAUCGCUUUUAACAAAUUUGAUUAUUGUUAACUAAUAAGCAAGUUAUCGCAUAAGUUUUUUUUUUUUACUAUAAUUAUUAUUAUUAUUAUUACUACUUCCUACGUUUCGCAGACCACAUAGAACCAGCAACAAGCAGUGGCUAUAAAUAUAUGGCGGCAUCGUUAUGCAUAGGGAGUACCAUAUAAUACCAUAUAACAAACGACGAGCAAUCGACAUAAAAAAAAUACGAAAAAUAUAGAAACGAAACGAAACGAAACAA